CCGUAUCUAAGAAUAACAGAAAUAAGCUCAACUCGUAGCAAAUUAUGGCAAAACAUAUAAACCGUGAUUUUUGGAUGCAAAAUGCUCUUGCUUUGGUUUGUAAGAGAAGUGAAAUGGCUUGAACCAAAAAAGAAAAACUGAAGUGGUGGUGGAAGGUGGUCCAUGGCUUGUAAUAGCUAUAUCAACGGUUCACAAAGGUUGUCUAAUCUAAUGUCUCCUUUGACGGGACCAAGAACGCCGGCCAUGGCGUCGAUUUCUAAGAUUUGUCUGUAUAAACCCUUCUCUUUGUCCUUUGCUGGUUCUGUUAAAGAUCAAACCUUGCUUCAAAGAUGUAACUUUCCAGCAACAUGCAUAUUAAGAGAACAAGUUCCGUUGAAGAAUGAAUGCAGGGUAUUUGCUCGAAUGCCUGAAAGAACUGGUACUGGUGUGUCAACAUAUCUUCGCGAAACUGGAACUGGGGAAAAUGGUGAUUAUGCUAGAAAUGAUUUGGACAUUAGUCAUUUGAUUAGCGUUCUAAAGUUUUGUGGUGGUGAAGGAUGUUUAGAAUUUGGAAGGACUUACCAUGGUUUGAUUGCAAAGACUGGACUUGAUGGGGAUGAGUUUGUAAAUACCAGCCUUAUUGAUAUGUAUGCUAAAUGUGGAGACAUAGAUAGUGCAGUUAUGGUAUUUAAUCAGAUGCCUCGUCUAGAUGUUGCUUCAUGUAAUUGUUUGAUUUCUGGUUAUGCUAAUUGUGGAUUAUUUGAAGAAGCUUUUAGGUUGUUCAUGAAUUAUGAAAGCUGGGGUAACAAGCCUAAUUCUUAUACAUACUCAAGUAUGCUAGCAAUUUGUGGAACCCUUUCGGCUAUCGAAGAAGGAAAACAGCUUCAUGCCCAAGUUGUGAAGAUGCAGUAUUUAUCAGAAACAGCUGUGAGUAAUGCACUUUUGACAAUGUAUUGCAAGUGUGAGGCGAUGGCGGAUGCUGAAUCACUGUUUGAACGGCUUCCGCAAAGGAAUAUUGUUUCGUGGACUGCAAUCAUUCAUGGAUUGUACCAACAUGAGGGUUUUGAGAAAGCUAUGAGGUUGUGCUGCUUGAUGAGGGAGAGUGGGAUUGAACCAAAUGAUUACACAUUUACAAUUGCCCUUGCAUCUUGUGGAAAUAUGAAGAAUAUUGAUAACUGCCGUUUACUUCAUGGUUUAGUUAUUAAAAAGGGGAUGGCUUUAGGUGAAUUUGUAGGGACCGCACUCAUAGAUAUGUACUCUGAGCUCAGAGAAACAGAUGAUGCUGAAAAACAGUUCAAAGAGAUGGGAAAUUUGACCUCUAAAGUAUCAAGAAACGCACUAAUCAAAGGGUUAGUUCAGAAUGAGAAAGCCAAUGAAGCUUUGGAUGCUUUUAGUGAAAUGGUAAGAAAAGAUGCAGCAUGUGAUGAGUUUACCUUUUCCCCCAUUCUGAAAGCUUGUGCUUCCUUGCCAUCAUUCAUGAGUUGCCAGCAGAUACAUGCUCAGGUAGUCAAAGCUAACUUUGACAAGAACACACACGUCGGAAGCUCAUUAAUAGAAGCUUAUACCAGAUGUGGGAGUGUAGAAGAUGCGGAGAAAGUAUUCAGUCGUAUUUCAGCACCAGAUGUUGUAUCAUGGAACUCAGUGAUCAAAGCUUACUCGCAGAAUGGCAAUCCAAGAAGGGCUAUAUCACUAUUUAGGAGGAUGAUUAUCAAAGGAUUUAGACCAACAGGUUCUACUUUCCUUGCUGUUCUUUCAGCAUGUAGCCACUCUGGCAAAAUCCAAGAUGGCCAAGAAAUUUUCCAAUCAAUGAUAAAUGAAUUUGGUGUCUCACCAGAAGAAGCACAUUAUAGUUGCAUGGUGGACUUACUGGGUAGAUCUGGACAAAUAGAGAAGGCACUAGAUUUCAUAAACAACACUCCCAUCAAGCCUACAGCUUCAAUAUGGAGACCUCUACUUGCUGCUUGCCGGUGCCACAACAAUCUACGAAUUGCAGAAUUUGCUGCAAAGCACAUACUAGCUAUGGACCCAAAUGAUGCAACCGUGUAUGUUACCCUCUCAAAUAUGUAUAUUGAAGCAGGUCUACUGGAAAACGCAGAAAACCAGAGAAAGCUGAUGAAACUGAAGGAGAUUACAAAAGAACCAGGAUGCAGCUGGAUAGAAGUGAACAACAAGAUACACAAAUUCUUUUCGCGUGAUAGAACACACCCCGAAUCUGAAAAAAUAUACGAUAAGUUGAAGCAAAUAAUGAUGCUAAUAAAAGGCACUGCAUAUUCUACUAACGCAGAUUCACUGCAGGUGAAGGAAGAUUUUUGUUUAUACCACAGUGAAAAACUUGCAGUUUGCUUUGGCCUUAUAAGCUUGGCAGCAGGGAAGCCAGUUCGAAUUUUCAAGAACCUCAGAGUUUGCACUGAUUGUCAUAUGUUUAUGAAGUUUGCAUCUAUGAUUACAGACAGAGUUAUAAUAUUAAGCGACAAUUAUAGGUUUCAUCACUUUAACAAAGGUGGUUGUUCAUGUGGAGACUACUGGUAAUGGAAACGUUCUAAGUGCUUCGUUGUAUGCUUCUACUCCAGUUCAUCCAAGUCAGUGCUAUUAUUAAAGAUCAAGCGGCACAUAUCAAUUAAAUUCUGCAUACUACGUAAUAGUUCCCACUUCAUGUCAAAGUAAGUUUAAGUAAUGUCUAUGAUUGUCCGAUCAUUUUUUGUUUAAUUUUAACUUUUGAGAUUGUAUUACCCAAUUGGAUUAGGGGCUACAUGGUUAAGCCCUUAGAAUGCAUCUGCCCUUUUACUGUCUUUA
Messenger RNA from Gossypium raimondii (Peruvian cotton), 2772 nucleotides. RefSeq names its product pentatricopeptide repeat-containing protein At2g03880, mitochondrial. The transcript has 2 exons. The record is from RefSeq and is a predicted model, not a curated record. Gene Ontology annotation, molecular function: zinc ion binding; RNA binding; protein binding. The coding region runs from base 163 to 2508 and encodes 781 amino acids. Gene Ontology annotation, biological process: RNA modification. Lineage: Eukaryota; Viridiplantae; Streptophyta; Magnoliopsida; Malvales; Malvaceae.